Messenger RNA from Olea europaea var. sylvestris, 804 nucleotides. RefSeq names its product dof zinc finger protein DOF3.1-like. Gene Ontology annotation, biological process: regulation of DNA-templated transcription. Lineage: Eukaryota; Viridiplantae; Streptophyta; Magnoliopsida; Lamiales; Oleaceae. The transcript has a single exon. The record is from RefSeq and is a predicted model, not a curated record. Bases 1 to 804 code for a protein of 267 amino acids. Gene Ontology annotation, molecular function: DNA-binding transcription factor activity; DNA binding.
AUGGAGGCUCAUGGGAGAGGAGAAUGGCAAGAAGAUCGGCAAAAUCAACGAGGAGUGAAGCUACCGGAGGCUCAGAUGUCUCGCCACCAACCUCCGCCGCCACAAAGAUGCCCUAGGUGUGAUUCGGACAGCACAAAGUUCUGCUACUUUAACAAUUACAGCCUUUCUCAACCGCGUUACUUCUGUAAGGCUUGCAGAAGGUACUGGACUCAGGGGGGGACCUUGAGGAAUGUCCCCGUUGGUGGUGGGUGCAGGAAGAACAAGAGGAGCAAAGCCCCGUCAUCGUCGUCUUCGAGCGGCGGUGAGAGGGCAAUGACUCAACCUCUAAUACCAGCAGUUCCAACGCCACCAGCGCUUCCACAGCAGAAUUUUACAGGUAUGGUGGGUGGGGUUUCGGGGAAUUCUGGGAUAUCGCCUGGGAACCAAUCUGUGAGGGCCUUGCCUUCGAUGGGUCCCUUCUAUUCUGGGGGAGAAUUCUUGUCUACUUUGGCUUCCAUGCGAUCCCUUAAUCAGCAGCCAAGAAUCAAUCAAUUGCCAGUGAAUUUGGAUGGUGGCCACUAUUUUGGUGGAGGUGCGAACACGGCACUUCUGCAGGGGCUGAAUCUUCCUGCGGGACAGAUCCAGCCUCAGAAUGAAACAUUGGCAUCACAGCAAUACGUGAUUCCGUCAAGGCCCCUUAGUUCUUGGAAUCCAAACUUCGUCAGCAACGCCACUGCUGGAACCACCAACAACAGCGGCGGAAUGGAUUCAUCGAUCAAUCGUUAUCAGUGGCCCGAUAAUCUUCCUGGAUAUCCGCCUAAGUGA